UUUAAUUAAAUGAAAAAAUAGCCACGAAAAAUAACACAAAGAAAAGAUUAAGAUAAUGUCUUCCUCUGCCACCAGACCUUCCUCCUUCACACUCUUCACCAUCUCCGCCCCUUUUCCACCGCCGCCACCGCCGCGCCUGCUCUUCAAAACCCCCACCGCAUUCUUCACGCCCCUCCACCACCGCGCCAAAACCCCCAUCUCCAUCAAUUCCAUCGACGUCUCCAAAGAAGACAAGCAAGACCAAGACCUGCCGAUUCCGUCGGAGGAGCCGGAGUCAAAUCUCGAUUCUCGGCGAUUGGAGGAGAAAUUCGCGGUCGUGAACACUGGAAUCUACGAAUGCAGAUCCUGCGGGUAUAAAUACAACGAGACCGCCGGAGACCCGUCGUACCCGAUUCCGCCGGGCUUGCCCUUCGAUAAGCUUCCCGACGAUUGGAGGUGCCCGACCUGCGGCGCGUCGCAGAGCUUCUUCGAGAGUAAGAGAAUGGAGAUUGCGGGAUUCGAGCAGAAUCAGCAGUUCGGAUUAGGCGCCAACACGCUCACGUCUGGUCAGAAACUUCUGCUCAUCUAUGGUGGUUUGCUUUUAGGGUUUGCUCUGUUCUUAUCGGGAUACUUUCUCCAAUGAUCCAUCGCCUGUUUUUUGGUGUAUGCUUGUUUGUUGUCUAUGAAAGUGUAAUCUGUAUAUCGAAUUUACUUUUUGAAGUCAUCAGUAAUGUAUAUCAAUUGUAUUUGGGAA
Molecule: messenger RNA, 733 nt
Organism: Salvia hispanica
Lineage: Eukaryota; Viridiplantae; Streptophyta; Magnoliopsida; Lamiales; Lamiaceae
Biological process (GO): alkane catabolic process
Cellular component (GO): chloroplast
Molecular function (GO): electron transfer activity; iron ion binding
Source: RefSeq, a predicted model, not a curated record